GAGGAUUCCCGCAAUUUCCUCAUUGACAAACAGGUGGGCAGGCCGUUUAGACGUAGCAAGUAGCCGGUGAUACUACUGUCAUCUUGGUUCAUAACGGUCAACGGCCUUACCAAUAGAGGGGACCAGAGAGGUAAUCCGCUGUUUCUUUCUUUCUGGCUCUCCUUCUCUCCCAGACACACUCUCCUUUCCACGCUCUCCCCGAGUAUUGGAAAGGGGUUCGCCAAGGGAACGUACUUGAACCGGUUCGCCACCGAAACAAAAGCCCCCGUUUGUCAAUCGUUGCUUUUGGGGAGACCUUUUGGAUCCUUUUGAUCCCACAUGUAUAUUAGGAGGCGAAGUGGAUACAGUCACUAUCAGAUCAAAAGUGAGGAUCAGCAAGAACCCAAGCACCAGUUCAGCAUCCACUCCUCUGACACUUGUCACAAUCCCAGACAACAUGAUGAAGUGGUCUUCUUGUCCCGUGUCCUCAAUCAGGGCACUCUCGGCCUUUGGACUGAUCCUUGGAUCCAUUCUGAUCUUGAACUCUGGCAUUGAUCUGGUCGGCGCUUCGGAGGCUUCUGAUCCAGUGGAUCCUAUUCCUUCAACACUUUUGCAUCGAAUCCGGGACAAGUACCUGGUGAAGAUGGAUUCUCUUAAUAAACCUAUCCCGUUUGAUGACUAUAUCAAGCAUGUCCCACUGACUGAGGAGAAAGCUGAGCAAUUGAAAAAGAUCGUCCGAGUGGUCCGUAAGAAGCGGAGGAAGCAAACCGAAACGUUGAAGCGAGAGAAGCGAGGAGACUCGUUCAAGACUUGGCAGGAGGAGAAAAAGGCCAACUACCGCCAAGGCCGCCAAAGAGGAGCCACUGUCGAGCAUCUCUCCGAGCCUUCUCCUUACGAUUUCUCUGGCGUUUGUGGACAAUCCCGCGAAAGUUACUCCUUGAAAUUGAAACCCUCUUUCCGUAUCCUCAAUGGCACCUGCUCCAAAUAUGGCGACCACCCCUGGAUCGCCCAAAUCCAAAUCCGUGACCCGUCCAACCCUGAAUUCGACUUCAAGCACCAUUGUGGUGGCACAAUCAUCUCCAAAGAUCAUAUCCUUUCGGCUGCUCAUUGUUUCCAAGGCCAUCAUCAUUCUUACAUGCGAGUGGUCAUCGGACAGAAUCAUUUGGACAAGACUGAAGACAAUGAACUUGCUUUUGAUGUCCAAGACGUUCUCCUUCAUCCGGAUUGGGAUUCACCCAAGUUGGGCCGAUACAGCAACGAUAUUGCUGUUCUCAAGAUCCGUCGCAAAGGUGGAAGUGUAGGCAUUUCUUUUUCGGAUAACGUGGCUCCCGCCUGCCUUCCGUCAUCCGAUACUUGGUUCGAACCCGGCAUGGAAUGCAUUAUUGCUGGUUGGGGCAAAACUGAAGCUGGAAGUGCUGAUGAAGGGGCGUUGUGCCUUCAAACGGCGGCGGUGCCAUUGAUAAAUACCCGGGAAUGCCGUGAAAUGUACUCCAUUUCCAACCGAAACAUUGUGGACGGCAUGACUUGCGCUGGAUAUCAAACGGGAGGAGUGGACUCUUGUAAAGGAGAUUCGGGCGGACCCCUCACUUGUAAAGUCAAUGGGAGAUACCACUUGUAUGGUGUUGUUAGUUGGGGCGAUGGGUGUGGUCAGAGAAAUAAACCUGGGGUGUACUCCAGGGUGCAACACUACCUCCAAUGGAUUCAUGACACCUUGAGGAAGCUUUAAUUCUUUCACCCUCCCGGGCAUUAACCACAUCGUAUUGAACCGUAUCAUUCCUAUUUAUUGCUAUUAUUAAGAGUCAAGGCUGUGAUGCACACGUCGAUUCCUUAUUUGCUUUCUUAUCAAGACCAACGUGUUACAAAUUUGUUGUUGUUGUUUAUCACCUAUCUAUGUACCAUUGUUGAAUAAAAACUCUACCCGUUUCGAA
Messenger RNA from Tigriopus californicus, 1907 nucleotides. Its product is annotated as prostasin-like. The record is from RefSeq and is a predicted model, not a curated record. Gene Ontology annotation, biological process: proteolysis. Lineage: Eukaryota; Metazoa; Arthropoda; Copepoda; Harpacticoida; Harpacticidae. Gene Ontology annotation, molecular function: serine-type endopeptidase activity. The coding region runs from base 437 to 1705 and encodes 422 amino acids. The transcript has 8 exons.